Umbelopsis ramanniana AG is the source of this 2093-nucleotide messenger RNA. RefSeq lists its product as uncharacterized. The record is from RefSeq and is a predicted model, not a curated record. Lineage: Eukaryota; Fungi; Mucoromycota; Umbelopsidomycetes; Umbelopsidales; Umbelopsidaceae. The transcript is spliced from 6 exons. Bases 32 to 1744 code for a protein of 570 amino acids.
GAGUAAUCGAAGACUUCUUACAGGCAACAGUAUGGAGGCCAAGGACGCCAAUUCAAAGAAUGAGAGAGACGACCAUCUAGAUAGAUCCGGAGAGAUACCAACAUCAGAUGACUUUUCUGAAUUGAGCACUAGUACUAGUGAGGUCGAAGAAACUCAGGCGACUUCUGGAACGGUGUCUGAUUCAGAAGAGAAUAUAACUAUUACAUCUAAACACAACGACCAGAAUUCCAAUACUGUCGGUUUCGAACAAAAACUAGCUCCCAGUGAGGAACUCGUGGAUAAAGCUGUAGCUGUAGUUUCUCAGAACGAUGAAGACGUGCAAAACUUCAGCAACAAUGCGACGCAGGAGGCAGCCGAAGCAGAAAAUAAGUUAUCCCCAGACAGUGAUAGCAUUCCCGAAGACCUUGAAGGAGACGGUAAUGCUGACGAGUUCAAUAAUUUUCCAAACCAAGAAACCAAUUUCGCAUUCAAUGAAGACGGUCAGAAUGACGACUUUGGUGACUUUGGGGAUUUCGACGGACCUGGAGACCUAUCCAAUGUAGACGACGAUUUUGGUGAUUUUGGCGACUUUGACGAAGUUUCAGAAAUGAAAAAUUCGAUUGAGACACAACCUGAAGAUAUUCAUUUAGAUGGAAUCGACAGUUAUCUGCAGUCACUGCAGGAUGGGGAUGUGAGCAAUGUGACCGGGUUUCUAGACAGUUUCUUCGACAAAUCAUUGGAAAACAGCACGCCAGAAAAUACUUCAAAUUCGAUCGAAUCAAUAAUUGGAAGUCCAACUUCGCCAGAUCCAAUACAGUCGCCCUCUGAAAGGAACUUGAACGAAAGAAGCAGAGCACUCCUUUCAACAGAAACCUCCAUGGAUCUGUGGGACAAGCUCUCUACGGAUUCAGUAUUCUACAAUCCAAUCACCGGAGCAGUUGGGCAAUUUCAGUGGACAAGAUCAGAAAUCAAUAAGGUGUAUCUACGAUCUCUUGGAGUCACCAUCAAUGUUGAUGAUGCUCUGCGUCAUUCAUCCUCCUCACUUCCUUCAUCGCCUUAUAUGGAGACGGUAAGGUCACCAAAUGGAAGGGCAAGUCAGGGAGGCUAUCUAGAAAAGAAAUCACCCCCGCCGCGGAUGGAUAGGAAGAGGUCUUCUAAGCAUCAUCAACACACAAAAGCUAGUUCGCUGUCUGGAAUCAACUUACCAGUGCGUGAGAUCAAUGUUGUUGAGCCUAAAAAGCCGGAACCCGAACCUGAGCUGGAUAUUGAUAUAGCGAGAGCAUAUUGCGAGCUUACGGAGGAUACUGUCCGGGUUUUCCCUGCUGUGAAGCUAACAUCUAUCAUUACUGACUUGACGCGACUUCAACGACAAGCUUCGGACUACUUGCAAUACCUUCUUGACCAACGAGAGCAACUGAUAAUGGACUCAGAAACAUACAAUGACCUAAUUAGCUGUAUUGUUGGUCAUGCACAGAGAUUACGUGAACAGAGCCCCAAGGACGCCAGCCCAGCAAUGGUCCAGAAAAAGAAACAAGGGUCAAUGUCUCUAGGAGGAAUUGGUCUAAAGCGGAAAAGUCAGCAAGCUGCCCCUGGGCAGGCUGCGUUUAGUGCCUCCAUGGGUGGUGGUGUUGUAGGUAUUAAGAAUUCGGCUGGCACCGGAACGCGCAAAAUAGAGCGAGGACAUAGUACGAGCUCCAUCCAACCCGUGGCGACAACCUCAACUCCAAGUCAAAAUGCAGCCCAUAAGGAAAGCUUACAUGACUAGACAUCGAUACCCCUACUCUGAAAAGCAAUAGUGUUUUUAUUUCCUCAAUAAUAUAAAAAAUCCAAUACAAUACAAUACAAUACAAUAGAUUAGCUUUUGAAGAUCUUUUCAAAGCCCAUGUAAACCCUAGCAUUUCACCUUCCAGCUAUUUUUUUGCUUCCUUUUCUGCUAAGCGUACAGACGCUGUUCACCACACUAACAGUUUCGCAGCUCCGGCUCGAGCCAUGGUAUACCAAUGACUUCAAAUGCUUCUUUUUCAUCAGUCACAGGGAUGCGAUGAGAGUGGCUACGAUCUGUGAAAAUUCCAAAGCUUGCUACAUGCAGUCCCUUUGUCUGAAAAUUUUCAAUG